This is a messenger RNA of Cannabis sativa, 2109 nucleotides long. Its product is annotated as probable protein phosphatase 2C 27. Gene Ontology annotation, biological process: protein dephosphorylation. Gene Ontology annotation, molecular function: cation binding; protein serine/threonine phosphatase activity. The transcript is spliced from 4 exons. Bases 626 to 1843 code for a protein of 405 amino acids. The record is from RefSeq and is a predicted model, not a curated record. Lineage: Eukaryota; Viridiplantae; Streptophyta; Magnoliopsida; Rosales; Cannabaceae.
UCAUUUUUCUUUCGUUUCUCUUUUGAUUCGCCGUUCUGUUGGCAGACAAUCCUAGGGUUUCCAUUCAUCUUUACAAGAGUCGCCAAUCGUCAAUCGCCAUCUUCAUCUGUGAGAAAUCUUCUACUUUCUUAUUAUUACUGUUUCUCUCCCUUUUCGCACAUUCCAUUCGAUUGUGAUCUUUUUUCGUUGCUCUCGUAUUUUCUAAUUGGAAUCUUGGGUUAUUUUGGCCUCCGAAUAUUUCAAGAUUUUACGAUUUUACACAACUGGGUUUCUGAGUUUGAUCUGCUUCUUGUUCAAUUUGUUACGUGCUUUAGAUAUAUAUAUAUAUAUAUAUAUAUAUAUAUAAAUAUUUUUCGGGGGUUUCGUUUCGUGUGCUAUUUGAUUUGCCAAAGAAUUGAAUUCUGAACCAGAAACAUUAGGGUUAUUUAUUUGGUUUGCUUUACAUAGACAUAGAUAAAGACAAUCUAUUCCUCUUAGAUUGGAUUUGGAGUUUGUAAGUGAGAAUCCACAUAGAAGCGACAUCUUUAUUAAUUUGACGGUAUAACAAGCUGCUUGAUUUGGAAAUCGGUUAAGUUCUUUAAGAAGUUUAUAAUAAAGGAAGUAAACUCUUUGAUUUGGAAGCAAUAUGGCUGCGGAUAUGGAUUUUUCACAUCCAUAUACACUUUUAGAAGGUGGCUACCAUAAGGACAAUGCCUCAGCCAUGGAAGACGAAGCUUCGGAGAAUCUGAGUGGUAUAAAACAACAGAACACUAACGGGAAGCCUCCACGACAUCUAGUGCGGCAUACUAUGAGCUCUUUAAGGCUGCUGGCAACAGCUGAUUUGACUUUGGAUGUUGGGAUAAUUCCCAAUAAUUCGCCUUCUGAUGAGAAAUCCGGGUUUCUGCCCAUUUUCAGAUCUGGAAGUUGUGCUGAAAGAGGACCUAAACAGUACAUGGAGGACGAACACUUAUGUAUAGACGGUCUUGUUGAACAUAUAGGCAAUACACUGCAGAUCCCAUCUCCUGGAGCCUUUUAUGGGGUAUUUGAUGGUCAUGGAGGUGUGGAUGCAGCAUCCUUCGUUCGAACUAACAUCCUUAGAUUCAUAGUGGAGGACUCCCAUUUCCCAACAUGUUUGGAGAAAGCAAUUAAGGGUGCCUUUCUGAAAGCUGAUUAUGCUUUUGCGGAUGCCAGCUCUCUUGAUAUCUCCUCUGGAACCACUGCAUUGACUGCCCUUAUUUUCGGAACGACCAUGAUCAUUGCUAAUGCUGGGGACUGUAGAGCAGUGUUGGGGAGGCGAGGUAGAGCAAUUGAGAUGUCAAACGAUCACAAACCCAAUUGCACAUCUGAAAAACUGCGAAUAGAGAAACUUGGAGGGGUCAUUUAUGAUGGCUAUCUCAAUGGCCAAUUAUCAGUGGCUCGUGCGCUCGGUGAUUGGCAUAUGAAAGGCCCGAAAGGUUCUGCCUGUCCUCUGAGUGCGGAACCCGAAUUGAAGGAGACCCAUUUGACCGAGGAGGACGAAUUUUUAAUAAUGGGGUGCGACGGACUAUGGGAUGUAAUGAGCAGCCAAUGCGCUGUUACUAUAGCGCGGAAGGAAUUGAUGCUCCACAACGAUCCUGAAAGGUGCUCUAGGGAGCUGGUUAGGGAGGCACUCAAGCGUAACACUUGCGAUAAUUUGACUGUCAUUGUGAUUUGUUUUUCGCCCGACCCUCCCCCUCGGAUAGAGAUACCUCAAACUCGAGUGAGGAGGAGUAUAUCUUUGGAAGGUCUAAAUUUACUGAAGGGCGUAUUGGAUUGUAAUUCGUGUGACUUGGAUGAGCAAAGCAAUGCAAGAGGGAACUGUUUAAAACCCGGCAUGUACAGAUAACAACACAAGGGUUCAAAUUGGUUAAGGGGGGUAUUCUUUUUUUCUUCUUCUUAUGCCCACUGCUUCUGUUUCGUGUCAUGAUUGAUUCAGGGAAAUAAGAUCUAUUCUUUCUUUAUUGUAUAUGGUGUACAUCGGAGAGAGAGAAAGAUUUGAUAUAUCAACUGGCAGUUUAGAACCGGGCAUUGUUUGAUUUUUGUGUUAGUCUAUUUCACUAUUCUUUCUACACUACGAGAUCAUGAACACUGAGAUUUGCCUUCUUUUUCCAA